AUGGAAGCAGCUGUGGAAGUAGAAGAUGAUGUUUUCUUUGCAGACUUGAGCAAGAGAAUCUCUCUUCUGAUAAUGGAUGAUGAUGAAGACUCACUUCCUGAUAAUUGUCCAUCUGUUACUUUACAGGCCUUCACUCAGGCAAUCCAUCCAACCACACAAAUGCAAAUUCUUCAUCAGCAGACAUGCGCAAGAGAAAGCAAAGGGACAGGAGUUUUUAUUCCUCGUUCUUCGCAUCCACGAAGGAAGGAUAGGCAGGGAAGACAUGCUAAAUUCCACAGGCAUUCUGAUAACUCAAGAGGGCUUCGUCUCGUGGCUUACAAUAACAAUAACACUAACGCCUCGUACAAUUCGCUUUACCCAAGAAGAUUUUAA
Molecule: messenger RNA, 372 nt
Organism: Fraxinus pennsylvanica
Lineage: Eukaryota; Viridiplantae; Streptophyta; Magnoliopsida; Lamiales; Oleaceae
Source: the annotation of a GenBank genome assembly